Molecule: messenger RNA, 6200 nt
Organism: Chroicocephalus ridibundus (black-headed gull)
Lineage: Eukaryota; Metazoa; Chordata; Aves; Charadriiformes; Laridae
Gene: DSE
Product: dermatan sulfate epimerase
Exons: 5
Coding region: 2278-4791 (837 amino acids)
Molecular function (GO): chondroitin-glucuronate 5-epimerase activity
Source: RefSeq, a predicted model, not a curated record
UGACUCCCAAUAAUCAACCAGCAGUCACAUUCAAAGAAAACUUAGGAGGGUCUUAUAAGACUGCGGCAUAGAAGUUAGUAUAAAAGAAGCUUGGGGGAUGCUGAGAUAGUCUCCUACAGGGAGGAAGAAAAAGAAAAGGAAGGGUAGGAGGAUGAAUUUGGUAUCUGGAAUAUAUAUUAUGUUAGUAAGUGAAAUACCAAACCCUCAUGCUGUUUUUAUCUUUUUCAUAUGUAGCAUUUAAAAAUAGAAAUUGUGUACGACUGUGAAAUUAAAUGGCUAGCUGGAUUUUGAAGAGUUUCUUUUAUACCUUCUUUUUUAAUUGAUAGGAUCUCUGGGAGAUAAAUUGGUGCUGAAGUUCUGUGGUAGCUACAGGGAGCUCACUUUGUGGCGUGCCUGGUAUAAAAAUUUGCUACAACAAGAGCUAGAGGUAAUCUGUUGAAAUAAUAACAUAACUAAAUUUCUGUGUCUGCUUAAUAUGGCACUCAGAACUACUAAAACAGACUCAGUUCUUGUUUAUUAAUGUGUCAACACAGAGGGAUCAUGAUUGAUACUAAGAGCAAGCCCAGUGUGAAAAGCACUCUCUUGUGAUCAAAGCCAAAAACGAGAGAAGAGGUUCUGAAAGAAGCUUUAGAAGCGGCAGAAUGAUCAUUCCUGUUGGAGCGGGUCCAGCGGAGGGCCACGAAGAUGCUCAGAGGGCUGGAGCACCUCUCCUAUGCGGACAGGCUGAGAGAGUUUGGUUUGUUCAGCCUGGAGAAGAGAAGGCUCGGGGAAGACCUUAUAGCGGCCUUCCAGUACCUGAAGGGGGCCUACAGGAAAGCUGGGGAGGGACUGUUUGCAAGGGCAUGUAGCAAUAGGACAAGGGGCAAUGGUUUUGAACUAGAGCAGGGUAGGUUUAGGUUAGACGUUAGGAAGAAGUUCUUUACAGUGAGGGUGGUGAGGCACUGGCACAGGUUGCCCAGAGAGGUGGUGGAGGCCCCAUCCCUGGAGACAUUCAAGGUCAGGCUUGAUGAGGCUCUGAGCAACCUGAUCUAGUUAAAGAUGUCCCUGCCUACUGCAGGGGGCUUGGACUAGAUGACCUUUAAAGGUUCCUUCCAACCCAACACGUUCUAUGAUUCUGUGAUUAUAGACCUAUGGGGAAACAGAAAGAAAGAGGAUAGAAAGUAGAUGAAGGUUUCCAAAGGAGUAAAGUUUUUGUUGCCUCCUCAACACCUAAGCAGUACAACCCUACUUCCAUAGUAAGGUCUUAAAACUUGUGAAAAAUGCUGUCUGUGUUGCUUUUUUUUUUUUUUCCAUAUUCAUAUGAAUGUAGCCCUUUACAUUUAACCACUCCUUUGCCUGUCUUCCUGUGAACUGGGCUGCAAUGAACACGAGCAUGUCAGGCUGCUGCUGAAACACGACUGGUAAAGAGAUAGGAGCAAACUUGUCAUGUUUUACCUUAGACCCCGGAAAUAUAAAUCAUCAGUGUUUCAAGGACUUUUUUUUAUUCUUAACAUUUUUGCUGUUGCAAAUGAUGGAGCACUUAGGUUGUGCAGAUAAUGGGGGUUUUGUUUUGGCAGCGAACCAGAAAAAUGUGGACGGGGUGAAAGCUGAGAGGUUGUUUUGGAUGAAACAGAUUUUUUUUCAAGGAUUUUUCUUUUGUCUUUCCAAAACAAAAAUUGGAAGAUCUUGUUCCAUUCAAGAAGAAAAUAUUCUGUUUGAGCACAAGAAAAUAUUUUGUUUUGGAGGCUUUGUAAGAAAAAGUUAGUCUAGUUUAUAAAAUAAAUGUUGGUGGUCUCAUUCCCCUUGGUAGGUGUACUCCCUCUUGGUAUGUGUACUCCCUCUGGCCACAGAAGAGUAUUUCUCUCCUUUGCCUGACGGGAGGUUUAAAGCUGUAUCUCCUUCCCCCAGCAGUGGGUGAGAACAAUAGCAAGGGUCUGUGGAGUGCCAGGGCAUUGCCGUUGGCACUGGGAAGACUGUACAAUUACGCAGCCGAUUUCAGGACAAAGUGGUCAGCUGGCGCCAUUACAUGCCACAUUUGCAUCCACGCGUGACAUUUAAUGUGCAUUAAACUCAACCAUGCUGUUAGCUACCUCCCAUGUCUAAGUUCAAUUGCAUCAAAAUGCACUAGAGGGUUGCCCUUGAACUAAUUUUCACCUGUAAGCCUUUAGAAGAGAGCCCUGACUCAUUUCCUUUGCGUGGAGGUUCAGCGCUGAGGAGGGAGUACUGGCACGCUUCCUUCAGCCGUGAGCUUAAUGUGCCCUCAGCCUCCGAGAGCUGUUCUGCAGUAAGUCAUUUGUCAUGGGAAAGUUUGGAGCAUUAAACUUCAGGAUGUGGAUUACUUGUGUAAUGCUGGUGAAGGAUGCCCCAUGGGAUGAGGUCCCUCUCGCUCACUCCUUAGUUGGUUUUGCCACUGCGUAUGACUUCUUGUACAGCUAUCUUAGCAAGACUCAACAGGAGAGAUUUCUUGAGGUAAUUGCCAAUGCCUCGGGAUAUAUGUACGAAACAUCAUACAGACGUGGAUGGGGCUUCCAGUACCUCCACAACCACCAACCUACCAACUGUGUGGCCCUGCUGGCUGGAAGCCUGGUUCUGAUGAAUCAAGGCUACCUUCAGGAAGCUUACUUGUGGACGAAGCAAGUGUUGGCAAUCAUGGAGAAGUCAGUAGUCCUGCUGCAGGAAGUCACAGAUGGCUCCCUCUAUGAAGGGGUGGCUUACGGCAGCUACACGACCAGGUCGCUGUUUCAGUACAUGUUUCUUGUUCAAAGGCACUUUGAUAUCAAUCACUUCAGCCACCCCUGGCUCAAGCAGCACUUUGCGUUUAUGUACAGGACUGUCCUGCCAGGGUUUCAGAGAACUGUGGCCAUUGCGGAUUCCAACUAUAACUGGUUCUACGGGCCGGAGAGCCAGCUGGUGUUUCUCGACAAAUUUGUCAUGCGCAACGGCAGCGGGAACUGGUUGGCAGAGCAGAUCAGAAGGAACCGAGUGGUGGAGGGCCCGGGGACACCAUCCAAAGGGCAGAGGUGGUGCACUCUCCACACUGAAUUUCUCUGGUAUGAUGCAAGUUUGCGCUCCAUACCUCCGCCAGAUUAUGGGGUUCCUAAGCUGCAUUACUUUGAGGACUGGGGAGUGGUAACCUAUGGAAGUGCUUUGCCAGCUGAAAUCAACAGGCCUUUCCUUUCCUUCAAGUCAGGAAAGCUGGGAGGACGUGCAAUAUAUGAUAUUGUUCAUAAGAACAAGUACAAAGAGUGGAUCAAGGGGUGGAGGAACUUUAAUGCUGGCCAUGAACACCCGGACCAGAACUCCUUUACUUUUGCUCCCAAUGGCGUACCUUUCAUAACAGAAGCUCUGUAUGGGCCAAAAUAUACUUUUUUUAAUAAUGUGUUGAUGUUUUCCCCUGCCGUGUCCAAGAGCUGCUUCUCCCCAUGGGAAGGGCAGAUUACAGAAGACUGUUCCUCAAAGUGGCUUAAAUAUAAACAUGAUUUGGCUGGUGACUGUCAGGGACGAGUGGUUGCCGCCAUGGAGCGCAGCGGGGUGGUUUUUAUCAGGGGAGAAGGAGUGGGUGCAUACAAUCCUAAACUGAAGCUAAGAAAAUUGCAAAGAAACCUCAUACUUCUCCAUCCCCAGCUUCUCUUGCUAGUGGACCAAAUCCAUCUAGAAGAUGACAGCCCCCUGGAGGCAGCAACCAGUUUCUUCCACAAUGUGGAUGUGCCUUUUGAAGAAACAGUUGUAGAUGAUGUCCAUGGGGCCUUUAUUAGGCACCGUGAUGGGAUAUAUAAGAUGUACUGGAUGGAUGACACUGGCCACAGCGAGAAAGCUACCAUCACCUCAAGGAUGUAUCCCCGGGGCUAUCCAUACAAUGGAACAAACUACGUGAAUGUAACGACCCUGUUGCGGCACCCCGUCACGAGGGCCAUUUACCUUUUCAUUGGGCCCUCCGUUGAUGUGCAGAGCUUCACCGUCCGUGGAGAUUCUCCACAGCUGGAUGUUUUCAUUACCACCAGUGAGCACGCCUACGCCGUCUACCUGUGGCCUGUUGAGGAUGGGUCCCGCUCUCCCUUUGCACAGGUUAUUGCAGACCGCCAGAAAAUUGUCUUUGACCGAGCCUCUGCCAUUAGGAGCUCCGCAGUGCCAGAAGUGAAGGACUACGUAGGGAUAGUGGAGAGGAACCUGCAGCAUUUUAAGCCCGUUUUCCAGCAGCUUGAGAAGCAGAUCUUGUCUCGUGUACGCAACACGGCUAGCUUCAGGAAGACCGCUGAGCGCCUGCUGAGGUUUUCAGAUAAGAGACAGACAGAGGAGGCCAUUGAUAGGAUAUUUGCAAUCUCACAGAGGCAGCAGCAGCAGCACGGCAAAGCAAAGAAAAACAGAAAAGUAGCCAAAGGCUACAAAUUUGUUGAUGCCGUUCCUGACAUUUUUGCACAAAUUGAGGUAAAUGAAAGAAAAGUGCGACAAAAGGCACAGACUCAAGCACAAAAAGAGUUGCCUGUAGAUGAAGAUGAGGAAAUGAAAGAUCUUCUGGAUUUUGCAGAUAUCACUUAUGUGAAGCACAAAACUGGGGUGUCAAUCAAAGGCCGGUCAGGGCUGGCACAGAUGGUGACAACUGCUCGAAGUAGUGCCCCAUCAAUAUCAGCUUCUUAUACUCGCCUCUUUCUAAUUCUCAACAUUGCUAUUUUUUUUGUCAUGUUAGCAAUGCAGCUCACGUAUUUUCAGAAGGCCAAGAGACUGCAUGGCCAAAGAUGUCUGUAUGCAAUACUUUUAGUAGACAGCUGUAUAUUAUUGUGGCUGUAUUCUUCCUGUUCUCAGUCACAAUGUUAGCAGAAGACCUCUACUAGUUGACCAGUUUAUGGUCAUAUACGUCUAUGCAAAAGCAUUAACCCUAAUAGGGCCAAAGACUAUCUUUUUUUCUGAAACAUUCCAAAAACAGCUGGGGUAAGAUUGGUUUCAGACCAGAAGGGAUAGAAGAAUAGGGCAAGCAAUGAAUAUCUUGGAAAACUAAGUACUUAAUAAGUACUCCUCCUUUGUGUUUUGAGUUGGGCCUCACAUCUGAGGGAAUGUUAUGCUUUGUUCAUCAGAGUUCAGUAAUGUAAAGUUGUAAUUAUUUUUUUUGGUGAGAAGAGCCCUCUUAAUAGAUUUUUUUCUAAGGGCUUUCUUUUUUAUACAGAGUUGGGUUUGCAUUUAGUGAGUUUCCAUUUCAGGCUGCUAUGGAUGUCUCCGGACAUUCUCUUAAGAAAAGGACAUUCAAACACAAGUAUGCAAGGCAGAUCUUAGCAGUAGACUUCAUUUCUGUCUGCCAGACCAAAGAAUGCUUCAGUAGGGGACAGUCCUGUACAAUUAUUGCAGACCCUUACAUCAUGUCAUCUCUUCCACGCUUUACAAUCUGGCACCGUGGGAAAUGGCAAUCACGUCAGCACUUGCCAAGUGAGAGGCACAACGCCUAGUAGGCAGCGGCAGAAGGCAAAUACGGGACUAACUCAAAGUAACACAAUUCUCAGGAAAAAAAACCCUUUAUCUUUCAGUCAGGUGUAGACUGCAGAAGGAUGAAUGCUGUAGGGUCUGUUCUCAAUUUUACAAGGCAGGAUUUCAGAAAAGUUUUCUAUAGUCUGAAGCACGUCUUAGUUGGGAGCAAUGUCCUAGAUCACUGCCCUUCCAUAUGCAUUUGUAAAAAUACAAACAAAAAAACCAAAGUGAUCCUGUGGUAACCUCAGCAAUUGCCAGUAUGGAAAAAGAGGUGUUAAGGAAGUAUUUAAUGUCUUAUUUCUGUUCGCAUGGCUAGAAACAGAGGACAGCUAAAACUGUGUGAACAGCCUGUUGUCUGUAAAGCACCAGCAAGGGUUCUGCAAGCUCUUGGUGGCCCCGGGUCAAUUAUUUGGGGAUUAGUGGUAAAUGGAAUCAUGUGGUUUAUGACAAAAAUAAGUUUGACAUCUCCACAUAUAUCCCCUUCUGUUCAUUAAACUGAUUUCAAAAAAUCAUAGCUAUUAGAGAGAAUGGAAGCUCUAUGAAAUUGGGGCGUAUCUGUAUGCCUUUACAGAAAAACAAUUCUUCCAGUACAUUUGCUAAAUAAAAACAUUAUAGUUGUCUCUGUGGAAAAGUUGUUUUUCUUUGAUUAAAAUAUUUUUCCUCACCAUUACGGUAAUGAUGUUCAUCAGCCCUUUGUUCAAACUACAAACACCUGUUUCCUCUUCGUUACACCCGUUAUCUCCAUUGCUGCUUUAAGCCUUCUGCGA